UCCGAAGCGUCCCGGAAUAUGCGAUUUCUUGCAUGAAAAAGAUGAAUUUGUGGAUUCCAGCAAAUGGAAAAAUCUGAUAUAUAAAAAGUAGGGUUUGUUGAGGGCAUGCAGAAUGGCUGCGAAACGCGCUCCUUUGAAGCAAUCGUCCAUGGCGCCCAAGGGGGAGACAGAUAAAAACAACGUAGGUGGCGACGCGAAUGACAUGGAUCCAGGUUUGAAGCUCAUGUAUAUGACCAACGAACGUGAUUUGGACGGCAUCAAGGAGCUUCUAGACUCCGGCACCGACGUCAAUUUCCGCGAUAUCGAUAACCGGACUGCCCUUCACGUCGCCGCAUGCCAAGGCUUUGCCGAUGUUGCCAACCUCUUGCUUCAAAAUGGAGCACAUGUCGACCUCAAAGAUCGCUGGGGUGGCACGCCUCUUGCAGAUGCCAUACACUACAAGAAUCAUGAUGUGAUCAAACUCUUGGAGACACACGGUGCAAAGCAAGUGUUGGCUCCCAUGCGGGUAGAAAAUGCUGGUCAGUUACCAGAUUAUGAGAUUGAUCCUAAAGAAAUUGAUUUUACAAACAGUGUGGAAAUAACCAAGGGAACAUUUAAGUUAGCUACUUGGGCUGGAACACAAGUUGCUGUGAAGGUAUUCUAUGAAGGGGCUGCUGAUGAGAAUAAAGUGAGGGCGUUUAGAGAUGAGCUUUCUUUGCUUUUGAGCAUACGACACCCAAAUGUCGUCCAGUUUCUUGGUGCUGUGACACAAAGUAGUCCGAUGAUGAUUGUGACCGAAUAUUUACCAAAGGGCGACCUUCACGAAUACUUAAAAGGAAAAGGUUCUCUAAAACCUGCAAAAGCUCUCAAAUUUGCUAUGGAUAUUGCCAGGGGAAUGAACUAUCUACAUGAACAUAGACCUGGAGCUAUUAUUCAUCGCGAUCUUGAACCUUCAAAUAUCUUGCGGGAUGAUUCUGGACACCUCAAAGUUGCAGAUUUUGGAAUUAGCAAGCUUCUUAAAGUUGCCAACAGGAUCAAAGAAGAGAGGCCUCUCACUUAUCAAGAUAGUACUUGUCGUUAUGUGGCUCCUGAGGUUUUCAGAAAUCAAGAUUACGAUACAAAAGUAGACGUAUUCUCAUUCGCCUUGAUUUUACAGGAGCUUAUUGAGGGAAGCCCUCCAUUCAGCACGAAGCAAGAACACGAAGUGCCAAAAUCUUAUGUUGCGAAAGAGCGCCCUCCUUUCAAGGCACCCAUGAAGCUGUACGCGCAUGGCCUUAAAGACUUGAUCGAAGAGUGCUGGAGUGAAAAUCCAGCUGAUAGGCCGACGUUUAGGCAGAUCAUUCCUCGGCUGGAGGGCAUCCAUAGCAGAUUUGAUCAUAGAAGCUGCUGGAAGCAGGUGAUACCACUGGAUUGUUUUCAGCAUUGGAGCUGGACCAAAUGCCGAUCCGGUUCCAGCAGCUCGACUGAUUCCAACAAAUCUCUAGGGAGCGACAUCUAGAUUCUUCUUCAUCAAGUCGUUUGGAACAGAUUAUCUUUCAGCUCACCUCCUGCACCAGAUGAGUCUUUCAGGAGAUGGUUGUCUAAAAUAAUUUCACCUCCAUUUAUUGAGA
Salvia miltiorrhiza (redroot sage) is the source of this 1589-nucleotide messenger RNA. RefSeq names its product integrin-linked protein kinase 1-like. The coding region runs from base 113 to 1477 and encodes 454 amino acids. The record is from RefSeq and is a predicted model, not a curated record. NCBI's taxonomy places the organism in Eukaryota, Viridiplantae, Streptophyta, Magnoliopsida, Lamiales, Lamiaceae. Gene Ontology annotation, molecular function: ATP binding; protein kinase activity; protein binding. The transcript has 13 exons. Gene Ontology annotation, biological process: protein phosphorylation.